AAGGUUGUUUGUCGCAAAUUUUGAUCGUAUUACCCGAAACGAUGAUUAUCAAUGUACAAGUUCUGGCCAAAAAAUCUAUGAAGCAGUCAAACGGCGCAAAGAAUUUCUGUUCGCAUGUCAACAGCCGAAGUCAUAACAAAUAUUUAAACAAAUAAAUAUUGUUUUAACAGAGAUAUAUUCGGUUGGCGUUGGAUAUUUUGUUGCUGUAUCGAAAAUUGAUAUUGAAGUGCAAUUUGACGUUGUUACUCAUUAUGUCAGUGACGUUAAAACGUUACGUCACAUACGCUACCGUCAACGUCCGAACGUCAAUGUAUUCGUAGUAACAGAGGCGCGCAUACAAACCCACGGAUACAAGAAAAUACUUCUCCGUUAUUUUGACAAUAUUAGUUAAAGUAUUCUUUGAAAUGUCAGAUACACACAAUUACAGCUUACUGGACACGGAUGUGGACGAAGAUGUCUUGUUGGACUGCUCUCAGCUAUCAGGCACAGACCUUGACUACGAAUAUUCUGACAGGCUACUUGCUUCAGAUGAUGGAAAGUCUGAAAAACAACCUGUUCUGUCAAAUACUCCUGGCGUUGUUGUUGAGAACAUGUUCCAAAAAUCGAUUAAAAGUGUACGGCCUCUGCCGUUAUCAUCCAAAGAAAUUAUGCGACCACAACAGGCUAUCACAGGAGCCGAAUACAAACCCUUUCUUCAAGAACAGACCGGGCCAAAUAUCAAAGGCGACUUUCCCAUAAUUGAUAGUGACUGCCAGUCUGAAAUAGAAGACGUCCUCGACCUCCAACGCAUGGCCGACAAGUUUGCAGAGGCCGGAAUGAGUAAGCUGAGAAAUAUGGAGAGAAGUGUUUACAAAGCUGGAGGAUUUAACUACGAAGUCGUUACAAGAGUGGAUAAAUUGUUAGAAGAGGCACACAACAUGUGUUACAAAUAUCACAACAAACUUGACCGCACAACAAGAGCAAACCUUUUCAAUAUGAUCCUUGCUUUGAAAGAGCUACCACAUCUGUAUAGGUCUACUCGCCGUGAGAAGGGCAUGUCUACACGACGUGUCACAGAAUGGCUCACUACUCACACCGACCAGCCUGAGCCUGAGAUGUGUGAUUUCACAAGGUCAGACCCUAUCCAGUUAAGAAAAUUCGUUUCGGACAUACAGCCGAGAAUUUCAACAAGUGAUACAAAUAUUACGCUGGGCAAACGGAAGAGAGAUUGUGAGGAUUCUGGGAAGGAUUGCGUCAUUGGUGUUCCCCGAAGUAGUUCCGAUACUAGAGUAUACAUGCACGAUGAUUGGUUAAAAUCAUAUGUUGUUGGAAAGCGAAGCCAACUUAGAAAUGACUGAAUAUUACAGUACAUAAUUGUGUGAAUUUAUAUCAUAAAAUUGUUAAAGUAGAUAAAUCUAUACUAAUUCACAAUAAUUUAAUGGGCGAAUGUUAUGGUAAAUUUAUCAUGAGUAAUUGUUUCGAGAAUACACUGUUUUCAAAUGUAAA
Mercenaria mercenaria is the source of this 1485-nucleotide messenger RNA. RefSeq lists its product as uncharacterized. The record is from RefSeq and is a predicted model, not a curated record. NCBI's taxonomy places the organism in Eukaryota, Metazoa, Mollusca, Bivalvia, Venerida, Veneridae. The transcript is spliced from 4 exons. Bases 405 to 1337 code for a protein of 310 amino acids.